GUAUCCAGAAAGGCUAUGAUUGGGUGAGCAAGAAGCACCGACGUGGCCAGGCCUCAGAGAUGGAUGAAGCAACCACAACUGAGAUUGGUAUCUCUGCGAAGAUUGCCAGACCGGAACGCCUGGUGCAUCCCAUUCGGCUUCAAGUGCUGGAGAUCCACCUCAAACCCAAGAUGAAUCACUCGGACUCCAUGCGACGAGUGAAUGAGGAGUGCAGAUGCAAUGCUCAGAGCACAAAGGUUGUCCUGGAGAUUCUUGGAGUGUCAGACAAUCUUGGAUCGUUGAGUCAUUCCACAUUUCAGUCUCAUCCCAUAUUUUUCGCGAUUGAAUCAAUCAAAUGCGUGUGGAGCUGUAGUUUUGCUUUUUUUUGGUGCCAAAGAAUAAAACAUGAGAUCAUAUGAGCAGGUGAAGAC
Messenger RNA from Cladocopium goreaui, 410 nucleotides. The record is from the annotation of a GenBank genome assembly. Lineage: Eukaryota; Dinophyceae; Suessiales; Symbiodiniaceae.